Messenger RNA from Protopterus annectens (West African lungfish), 1150 nucleotides. It is a transcript of the gene SDHB, whose product is annotated as succinate dehydrogenase complex iron sulfur subunit B. Gene Ontology annotation, molecular function: iron-sulfur cluster binding; electron transfer activity. The record is from RefSeq and is a predicted model, not a curated record. Lineage: Eukaryota; Metazoa; Chordata; Ceratodontiformes; Protopteridae. The transcript has 12 exons. Gene Ontology annotation, cellular component: mitochondrial membrane. Gene Ontology annotation, biological process: aerobic respiration; respiratory electron transport chain; tricarboxylic acid cycle. The coding region runs from base 163 to 1014 and encodes 283 amino acids.
GUUUUGUAUACAUGAGCACUCGCAGUUCUAGUUGGAUACAGCAAGUAAGCAAAGCGUCACGAGACCAUCGAAAUAUUCAUCGUUAUUAGUAUUAGAGUGUUGCAAUUUUUUUUUCUGUUGCAUUGUGGGAUGCAGGCGGUGUAACAAAAUCAGCGAAUUGGUAUGGCGUUAGUGAGUGUCUCCUUGAAGUCCUGUUCUCUGUUGAAAUUAUCUGCAGCAUGUUUACAGGUCUCCCGAGGAGCAAAGACUGCAACAGUAGCUGCUCCCGCAGCUUCCCGGAUUAAGUCAUUUUCGAUUUACAGAUGGGAUCCUGAUAAACCUGGCGACAAGCCACACAUGCAGACCUACGAAGUAGACCUAAAUACAUGUGGGCCAAUGGUGCUUGAUGCACUGAUCAAGAUAAAAAAUGAGAUGGACUCUACAUUGACUUUUCGCAGAUCGUGUCGAGAAGGUAGCUGUGGAUGGUGUGGAGUUAAUUUUGGUGGUGAAAAUAGUUUAGAUUGUACUGUCAAAAUUGACAGUAACUUAAGUUUGGAAGUUUCCAAGCAAAAGCCAGUUCCUUUUAUUUUUCAUAGGAAAAUGCUUCCACCUGAUCUGAAUAAUUUCUAUGCUCAGUAUAAAUCUAUUGAACCUUACUUGAAAAAGAAAGAUGAAUCCAAUUUUGGCAAAGAGCAGUUCAUUCAGUCAAUAGAAGAUCGUGACAAAUUGGAUGGACUUUAUGAAUGUAUUUUAUGUGCCUGCUGCAGCACUAGUUGUCCCAGCUACUGGUGGAAUGCUGAUAAAUACCUAGGUCCAGCUGUUCUCAUGCAGGCCUAUCGCUGGAUGAUAGAUUCCCGUGAUGAGUUCACAGAAGAACGGUUGGCAAAGCUACAAGACCCCUUUUCUCUCUAUCGCUGUCAUACUAUCCUGAACUGCACAAGGACGUGCCCCAAGGGCCUAAAUCCUGGAAAAGCAAUUGCAGAGAUCAAGAAAAUGAUGGUAACAUACAAAGAAAAAGCUGCUGUAAGGACAUGAUGGUCUUUAGUACCAAAUUCUUCUGAACAUAAAGUCACAGUACCUUAAAUUGCUUCAGUUUUAGUCUCUGACAAAUGACAUUGUUAGCCGGUGUACUAUUUCUGCAUACUUUAAAUAUUAAAUGCACUUUCAAGAA